GGGCGGGGCCCUCCGGGGGCGGGGCGGGGGCAGGAGGGCGCAGGCUCCUUCCCAGAAGCGGAAACAAAAGAGCCCCCGCCCGCCCGUCGCACACUCGGCUCUCGCUCGCUCGCCCGCUCCCCAUCCCUCCCCGGACAGCCCGCCCGCUCACACGCACGCAGGACGCACGCACGCUCGCUCGCUCCUUUGCUCGCACACGCAGGCACGCAGGGCUCGCCCGGAGCCGCGGGGGAGUCCGUGUCCAUCGGGAGGAGAAGGAACGAACGGCCGCUCGCCGAGGGGGUGUGCGCGCGCGCCUCACACUCACGCUCGGCGCUUGCACACGCACGCUGCCCUCGCCCCGCAGCCCAGCGGCCGCCUGAGGCAGGAGGAGCCCAACGCCCCCCGGACCCAUGGCGCUGAAGCGGAUCCAGAAGGAAUUAAGUGAUCUGCAGCGUGACCCUCCUGCCCACUGCUCAGCAGGACCUGUGGGAGAUGACUUGUUCCACUGGCAAGCCACUAUUAUGGGACCUCCGGACAGCGCAUAUCAAGGUGGAGUCUUCUUUCUCACUGUACACUUCCCAACAGACUAUCCUUUUAAGCCACCAAAGAUUGCUUUCACAACAAAAAUCUACCACCCAAACAUAAAUAGCAAUGGAAGUAUUUGUCUUGACAUCCUGCGGUCACAGUGGUCACCAGCUCUGACUGUAUCAAAAGUUUUGUUGUCCAUAUGUUCACUACUUUGUGACCCAAAUCCAGAUGACCCCUUAGUACCAGAUAUUGCACAAAUCUAUAAAUCAGACAAGGAAAAAUACAACAGACAUGCGAGAGAAUGGACUCAGAAAUAUGCAAUGUAAAUUGGAAGAGUUUUUUUCCUAUAUCCCAGAGUACUGUAAAUUCUAGGUUUUUUCAAUAUUAGAAGUAAAUCGAGCACCGUUUACUGUUCCAGUGUACCCUGAAACCCUUUGAUUUUUACCCAUUUUAAAUGUGUUUCUGGAGCAAGACAAAACAAACUUCCAAAAAUAACCUUAAGACUGUGAUGAGAGUAUUUAUCCUUUUGUAUGCUUUGCAAAAGACAUUUAUUAUGGUUUUUAAGAUACUUGGACAUCUGCAUCUUCAGCCUACAAGAUCCACAGUGCAGUUGUAAAGCAACCAAAUUAUUUUUUGCUGAUACUAGAUGUUUUUACAUGAGAUACUGUAUGUGUUUGUCUAAGAUGUCGUCAGUUUUAUAAAUCUGUAUUCAGAUUUCAUUCUUUGUUAGCUCACUAUAUAAUUUGUAUUUUUUUACUGUAUAGACUAAAUAUAUUUUAUUUACCAUGUAAGUCAACUCAUUAGACGUUCUCUUCCUGUGCACAGUAUUGACAAAAUACAACUGCUAGUAAUGAAAUGAAUGAAUGCUUUGCCUCCUUCUCUUACUUAGGAUAUUCCGUAGACUGAUUGCAGAUUCUUCCAACCUAACGUGAUCUUUUACACUGUAAUUCUCAGUAUGCUGAUUAUGGAGAAACACUUGUUUUGAUUUUGUUGCAUACUUGACUUAAUUUUAUUGCAAUGUGAACUAAUUGCACUGCUAAGUAGGAAGAUAUGUAACUUUUAUUUGUUGCUAUUCACAUUUGAUUUUUUUCGUACGUACGGGCAAUAUAAUAUUCUCACGGACCUUUUACAGAUCUUACUGUAGCCUUUUCCAUAUAAAUAAAAUGCUUUUUCUAUUACUCGUCAUGCCUGUUUUUACACCAAGACUCAUUACUAGGUCUAUGAGAAAGGAUCUGAAUAUUGUAUAUAGUUUUGCAUGCAUAUUCUUGAUGAGGAGUAUCCAAAUUUUGAAAAUAAGGUCUGCCUUAUUCAGAGUUCAUGUAUUUAAUUUUCAUCUGUUUUUAUGACAUUUCCUGUAUAAAUCUUGUCUGACAUUAAAUUAGCAUCCCGUAACAGGAAAUCAUUGUACUAACAAAUAAUUCCUGUAACUCGCUGUAGAGCAGAAUUCAGAAUAUUGUGGGUCUGUCGUGGAUCCUGGUGUUGAGGCGGUUUGUUUGUUUAUCAGAGAACCAGAAGGAAUCUCCUACAGAAGAUUAUUCCACUCUUAUGGCAGGCCUGUGGGAUGGACCCUGAGUAUAGCACUUGUAGACAUGAGGCCUAGUUUAAUGAAUUAGUCAAACUUAAUAUAUGUCUACAGGUGCAUGUUUUAAAAAUAAGUUUGUUCAAUAGAUCAAACUUUCAUUUUAUCCUCGAUAUUUAACAUAGAAUUACUAAUAUAGUAUUUUAGAAAUGGAUUCUCAAUUUUGAAUUAAACCGAUUUUUUACUAUAGAAGUUUUAAGAAGACACUAAAAUCAUGCAUGUUUGAGUCUAUUUUUGUGAGUAGCUUGCUUCAAAGCCCCAAAUUGACUUGUGUCAAACUUUCAUCAUUGCAUAAUGCAAACUUUGAAGACAAUAAAUUUUCUAAUCAUUUGACUUUAAAAGCUAGUAAUGACUUAACAUUUGUCUAGUGAGUGACAGUUUUGAAAGCACUGCAUCCAUAAUCUCAUCUGGUCCUCAUGACAGAGCCCAUGAGGGGAAGCAGGCCAAGUGGUAGUGAGUGCUCCCCUUGGACCGAUGAGGAAACAGAGGUUCAGAGAGGACUGCUAGCUUGCACAUGGUCACACAGUAAGAAAGUGAUAGAGCCAGAAUUUGAACCCAGGUCUUCUGAUUCUCGGGCCAGUGCUAUUUCCCCUACACCAAGGUGCUAUUACUAUUAUUAUUAUCGGUGUUGUUUUCUUUUUCACCGCCUAAUGUCUUUAACAUAGUCACUUUUCCUGUAGUGUUGCAGUGGUUCUGUAAGUGUACACCUAUUUGUGAUGGGUUUAUGACAAUAAUUUCAUUCGGUCGGCUAUCUUCUGGAUAGAAAGUUACAGCACAAAUAAGCUUAUGGAAAAAAUAGAGACGUCAUGUGUUUUAUAAAUGUAUGUAAAAUAUUUAAAUGAAUUGUGAAAUGGAAACUUAAAAUGUGAUUGUUAAAAAAAAAAAAAACCUCAUCCUUUGAGUAUUCAUGGUAGAGUCAUCUGAAAGAUACUUUACGUUCUGGGCUACUUUCUCACUGAAUUUGAAAUGGGGUUGAGGUAGCUAGAAAGAAACUCUCAGCCUCACUGGGGUUGGAUAAUUAAUCUACUUUGGUAGUAAAGAACUAUUGUUGGCUGGAAUAUCCUUAGAGCUUUUGUUUUGUGACAUUCAUUUAUGGAAGUAUUUUUUUCUUGCAUUAAAGUUUCUGAAACUUGA
Molecule: messenger RNA, 3223 nt
Organism: Trichosurus vulpecula (common brushtail)
Lineage: Eukaryota; Metazoa; Chordata; Mammalia; Diprotodontia; Phalangeridae
Gene: UBE2D1
Product: ubiquitin conjugating enzyme E2 D1
Exons: 7
Coding region: 393-836 (147 amino acids)
Biological process (GO): protein polyubiquitination; ubiquitin-dependent protein catabolic process
Cellular component (GO): nucleus
Molecular function (GO): ubiquitin conjugating enzyme activity
Source: RefSeq, a predicted model, not a curated record